Molecule: messenger RNA, 432 nt
Organism: Benincasa hispida (wax gourd)
Lineage: Eukaryota; Viridiplantae; Streptophyta; Magnoliopsida; Cucurbitales; Cucurbitaceae
Product: pathogenesis-related protein PR-4-like
Biological process (GO): defense response to bacterium; defense response to fungus
Molecular function (GO): RNA nuclease activity
Source: RefSeq, a predicted model, not a curated record
AUGAAGAGAGGAAGUUUGAUAGUUUUGAUGUUGGCUUUGUGGGCGAGCCUGGUCGGCGGCGGCAAUGGGCAAAGCGCAAGCAAUGUGUUGGCAACCUAUAAUUUGUAUAAUCCUCAAACCAUAAACUGGAAUUAUUUAACAGCCAGCGUCUACUGUGCAACUUGGGAUGCUAAUAAGCCCUUGAAUUGGCGCAGCCACUACGGUUGGACUGCCUUCUGCGGCCCCGCCGGCCCUACCGGCCGAGAUUCUUGUGGCUGCUGCCUUAGGGUAAGAAACACAGAAACAGGAGAUGAAGAAACAGUGAGAAUUGUGGAUCAAUGCAGCAAUGGUGGCUUAGAUUUGGACUAUGGUGUGUUUCAAAAAUUGGAUACUAAUGGAAAUGGCUUUGCUCAUGGCCAUCUUCUAGUUGAUUAUCACUUUGUUAAUUGCUAA